Chlorella variabilis is the source of this 1329-nucleotide messenger RNA. RefSeq lists its product as hypothetical. Bases 1 to 1329 code for a protein of 442 amino acids. The transcript has 7 exons. Gene Ontology annotation, cellular component: cytoplasm. NCBI's taxonomy places the organism in Eukaryota, Viridiplantae, Chlorophyta, Trebouxiophyceae, Chlorellales, Chlorellaceae. Gene Ontology annotation, biological process: nuclear-transcribed mRNA catabolic process, nonsense-mediated decay. The record is from RefSeq and is a predicted model, not a curated record. Gene Ontology annotation, molecular function: RNA helicase activity; ATP hydrolysis activity.
AUGGAUGUGACGGACCGGCUGUGGCGGCUGCAGCGGCUGUGCAACAUGACCACAUAUGAGCGCAGCAUGGAGGCGCUCUGUGAGCUCCAGCAGGAGCAGGCGCCUGGUGCAGCGUGCCGCCUGCUCGUGGAGAGCUGGUUCAAUGAGGGCUGCAUUAAUGCAGCACAGCAAGCAGAUGCCAAGCAGCUGCACCCCGCCUGCAUCGCCACAUGCAAUGAUAGCCAGUGCGAAGCCAUUCAGGCCGCGGCUGCACAGCCUCUGACGCUCAUCCACGGUCCCCCCGGCACCGGGAAGACCCACACCAUCGCCCACCUGCUGGAGAAUCUGUUCCAGAAGCGGCAGGAAACUCCAGUGCUGGUCACAGCUGGCACCAACGUGGCUGUGGACAACAUCCUGCGCAAGCUGCUCUCCUGCCUGGGCGCCGCCAGCAGCCAGGCACAGCCAGGGCGCCUGCUGCGAGUCGGCGACGCUGGCAAUGUGGGCAAGGACCUGCAGAGGUACUGCCUGGAGGCACAGGAGGGCCUGCGCUCGCCCUACGGCUUCGACUCGCGCCGAGUGCGCAAGGCGCUGCGCCAUGCUCUGGCGGUAUUCACUACCUGCACAGGCACCGGCUCGAAGCUGCUGGACGGCUGCCGCUUUGGCGCCGUGGUGGUGGACGAGGCCUCCCAGGUUCUGUUUGAAAAGGCUCUGAAAUUUCGGCUGGACAUCUCCCUGUUUGAGCGCUGCAGCCAGUCGCUGCAGCCGCUGCUGCUGGACACUCAGUACCGCAUGCACCCAGCGAUUGCCUCCUUUCCAAACUCGACUUUCUAUGGGGGCAGGCUGCGCAGCAGCCCCACCACAGGCGCCAGCACACCGCCCCCACCCUUGCCCGCCCCAGUCACCUUCAUCAACGUGGCAGAUGGGCGGGAGUCUCUUGGCAGCUCAAAGUACAAUGCCAGGGAAGCAGAUGCAGUUGUUGGCCUGCUAAGGCAGCUGCUCGGCAGACGCAGUGGCAGCAGCGAUUGCGGCACAGUCGGGGGAGCAGACAUCGGUGUUGUGACCCCCUACCGAGCCCAGGCUGAGCAGCUGCGCAGGCGGACGCAGCAGCUGUGGCCUGAGCUGGAGAUCUCAACCGUGGAUGCUUUCCAGGGGCGAGAAAAGGAAGUCAUCAUCAUCAGCCCAGUGCGUGCCAACAGCUGCGAGCGGCUGGGCUUUGUGUCGGACCGCCGCCGGCUCAACGUGGCCCUCACCCGCGCCAUGCGGGCUGUGGUGGUUGUGGGCCACCGGGAAACACUGAGCACCAGCCCGCUGUGGCGCAGCUGGAUUGAGCAGGCCACGCAUGCGCUGUAG